UGAGAGAUGCGCUGUUUAAAAACGCUUUAAUAAACUUUGAACCGGUAGUGUCUUCAUUCUUUAUUUUUAAUACCAUGCCAGCUUCUUACCUUGUUAUUGGUGGUAAUGGCUUUUUAGGUCAACACGUUCAAGAACAAAUUCGUCUUCGUAACGAUGGUUCAACUAUUGCCGUGUUUGAUAUCUCUGAGCCUAAGGAACCUAAGCCUGAUGUCAAAUACUAUACAGGCGAUCUUCGCAAGUUUGAUGAUGUCUAUCGUGCUUUAGAAGGCAUCACAGCCGUGAUUCAUACUGCUUCUCCUCCUCAUGUCAACAGUAGUAAUCCACCUCGUGAUCUCUAUUUCUCCAUCAAUGUAGAUGGUACCUUGAAUGUCAUCAAGGCUUGUCAAGAAAGAAAGAUUAAAGUAUUGGUGGUAACUAGUUCAGGUAGUGUUAUCUCUACAGGUGAGCCUAUGGUCAAUAUUGACGAAAGCACACCUUAUCCUGCUCAGGCUGUGGAUGUCUAUACCGAAUCCAAGAUUGAAUGUGAAAAGGUUGUCUUGAAAGCCAAUGGUCAAGGUGGAUUAUUGACCUGUACCAUUCGCCCCUCUGCUAUCUUUGGCCCUGGUGAUCGCCAAUUAGUGCCUGGUAUGCUUGAGGUCUGUCAACGUGGUCAACAUCGUUUCCAGAUUGGUCAUAAUCAAUCCUUGAUGGAUUUUACUUAUGUCGGUAACGUUGCUUAUGCUCAUGUCUUGGCUGCUGAGAAACUCGCUGUUCCUAACUCAGGUGCUGCUGGUCAAGCCUUUAACUUGACUAAUGGUACACCCGUGCCCUUUUGGGACUUUGCUUCUCGUUUAUGGGCUGUAUAUGGUUGUUAUAUGCCCAAUAACAAAAAGAUCAUCUUGUCCUACAAUGCCAGUAUGGCCAUUGCUUUGGUGAGUGAAACCAUCUUGAGCAUCAAGCAAUUGUUUUGGGAUAAAAGUCAGUUAAAAGAAGGCAUGACGCGUGCAAGAAUCAAGCAAGCCAUGUCUUCUCGUUAUUUUAAUAUUACAAAAGCAAAGACUAUCUUGGGUUAUGAACCUCAAGUAGGUCUUGAAGAAGGCAUUCAACGCAGUGUUGCUCAUUAUAAGGCUCAUUACCAGUAAUUUCUUUUUUUUUUUUAAUCAUAAUAAACUUAAUAAU
Gilbertella persicaria is the source of this 1158-nucleotide messenger RNA. RefSeq lists its product as uncharacterized. The record is from RefSeq and is a predicted model, not a curated record. The coding region runs from base 75 to 1121 and encodes 348 amino acids. Gene Ontology annotation, molecular function: 3-beta-hydroxy-Delta5-steroid dehydrogenase (NAD+) activity. Gene Ontology annotation, biological process: steroid biosynthetic process. Lineage: Eukaryota; Fungi; Mucoromycota; Mucoromycetes; Mucorales; Choanephoraceae. The transcript is spliced from 3 exons.